This is a messenger RNA of Procambarus clarkii (red swamp crayfish), 1321 nucleotides long. Lineage: Eukaryota; Metazoa; Arthropoda; Malacostraca; Decapoda; Cambaridae. The record is from RefSeq and is a predicted model, not a curated record.
AUGGCUUGGCAGUUUCUUGCCCCUGAUAAUUCCCGGCCCUUAUACUCCUAUACACGUAGCAUUGUUAGUGAAGAGUUGCAAAAGGGACGUGGCAGCCUAGCCCACCGCCGCCCACUGUUGGGUCUGGGGUGCCCACCGCCGCCCACUGUUGGGUCUGGGGUGCCCACCGCCGCCCACUGUUGGGUCUGGGGUGCCCACUACUGGGCCUGGGGUGCCCACCGCCGCCCACUACUGGACCUGGGGUGCCCACCGCCGCCCACUACUGGACCUGGGGUGCCCACCGCCGCCCACUACUGGACCUGGGGUGCCCACCGCCGCCCACUACUGGACCUGGGGUGCCCACCGCCGCCCACUGUUGGGUCUGGGGUGCCCACCGCCGCCCACUACUGGACCUGGGGUGCCCACCGCCGCCCACUACUGGACCUGGGGUGCCCACUGCCGCCCACUGUUGGGUCUGGGGUGCCCACCGCCGCCCACUACUGGACCUGGGGUGCCCACCGCCGCCCACUGUUGGGUCUAAGGUGCCCACCGCCGCCCACUACUGGACCUGGGGUGCCCACCGCCGCCCACUGUUGGGUCUGGGGUGCCCACCGCCGCCCACUGUUGGGUCUGGGAUGCCCACCGCCGCCCACUACGGACCUGGGGUGCCCACCGCCGCCCACUACUGGACCUGGGGUGCCCACCGCCGCCCACUACUGGACCUGGGGUGCCACUGCCGCCCACUACUGGACCUGGGGUGCCCACCACCGCCCACUACUGGACCUGGGGUGCCCACCGCCGCCCACUACUGGACCUGGGGUGCCCACCACCGCCCACUACUGGACCUGGGGUGCCCACCACCGCCCACUGUUGGGUCUGGGGUGUCCACCGCCACCCACUACUGGACCUGGGGUGCCACCGCCGCCCACUACUGGACCUGGGGUGCCCACCGCCGCCCACUACUGGAUCUGGGGUGCCACUGCCGCCCACUACUGGACCUGGGGUGCCCACCACCGCCCACUACUGGACCUGGGGUGCCCACCGCCGCCCACUGUUGGGUCUGGGGUGUCCACCGCCGCCCACUACUGGACCUGGGGUGCCCACCGCCGCCCACUGUUGGGUCUGGGGUGCCCACCGCCGCCCACUGUUGGGUCUGGGAUGCCCACCGCCGCCCACUACUGGACCUGGGGUGCCCACCGCCGCCCACUACUGGACCUGGGGUGCCCACCGCCGCCCACUACUGGACCUGGGGUGCCACUGCCGCCCACUACUGACCUGGGGUGCCCACCACCGCCCACUACUGGACCUGGGGUGCCCACCACCGCCCACUACUGGACCUGGG